This is a messenger RNA of Knipowitschia caucasica, 333 nucleotides long. The record is from the annotation of a GenBank genome assembly. NCBI's taxonomy places the organism in Eukaryota, Metazoa, Chordata, Actinopteri, Gobiiformes, Gobiidae.
AUGCGCCCUCCUCUUCUUUUCCGGGAGACGGACGACUCCAAAACACCGCGGACGUCGCUGUCCUCGGGCCCAAACUCGUCUUCAACGUAUCGACAUUUCUUAUCCCGGUCUGCAACGGCUCCACAACAAACCUGUCCCCAGCUCCGCAUCCACGCGCUGACAUUUAAACAACAAAAUGCCGUCAGCCAAUCACAGCGCGGCGCUCCAAAUCCCCCUGUCUUUCUUUUGACAGGGUUCAUUUUCUCCUGUCACCGCGGCGACCAGACAGUGAGGGAUUAUGGGAUGCUGGGAGACAUUGAGAUUGAUGAUGUGGCUCGGUCACCGCUGAUGUAA